CAGUCCUGCAGUGCAAGAGCGGGGAGCCCUGCCAUUUCUGGAUCCCAGCUGGUUAUAGGGGGGGCACUGGCCUGUACAGCCCCUAUACCCCCCUCUUCCCCCAUAAUCCGCUGCUGUUUUCCUGUCUCACUGACAAUGAAGGCAGCGUUGUGUAUAGCCUGUGGGGCACUAGCUGUGCUGCUUGUUGUUUUUAUAUAAGGGGGUACCCAGAACCAUGAAGAGCUUCAUCUGUAGUUUUAUUUUAAAGAAAUUAUUUUAAUAAACUCUGGGACUCUGUACCCCACUGACCCCCCCCCCCUCCUUGAGGCAGAAAAAAAACAGGGGGACAUUUUUUAAGGGGAUGUUCUGAAGAUCAGUAAGUCACAAUGGGAUUCCUGCACCAGCUGCAUCUCCUGCUAUGGAAGAAUGUCACUCUGAAAAGACGUAGCCCGUGGGUGCUGGCGUUUGAAAUUUUUAUUCCACUGGUUCUCUUCUUUAUUCUCCUGGGGCUGCGACAGAAAAAGCCGACAAUAUCCGUGAAAGAAGCUUUCUACACAGCAGCCCCUCUGACGACAGCAGGGAUAUUACCGGUUAUGCAGUCCUUAUGCCCUGAUGGUCAAAGAGAUGAGUAUGGAUUUCUGCAGUACACCAAUUCUACAGUGACCCAGUUAUUGGAGAGGAUUAACGAGGUGGUGGAGGAGAGUAACCUGUUUGAUCCAGACAGACCUGGGUUGGAAGAAGAGUUGGAGUCAUUAAAACAUCAUCUGGAGUCGCUUAGCAGUGACCCAAGUUCUUUGGAGAACCAUUUCCAUAGUCAACAAGAUUUCACACUCGACUCUGUUGUAAAAGACAAGACAGGUUUCCGGGAAUUUCUCAGCAACAACCUUUCUCUGCCAAGUGACAUUGUUGAUAUGUUGGCAGGAUCGAAUAUCAACCUUAAAGAGGUCUACCGGCUACUGUUUAGCUCCCCAUACCUGUCACGUGAAGGAGCGCCAGGCAGAGGACCGUGGGACACCACCACCACGACUGCUGGACAGAUCUUUAAUCUACAUGGCAACCCUCUUGGGAAGUGGAAAGCUCUUCAGGAUGGUUUGAUCCAUGAAGCCCUUAAAGAUCCCCGGAGAUCUGGGCACAAGGUAGAUUUGCUUCGACUUUUGACUGUGGCUCUUGGUUUGGCUCUUCCCAUCAAGUCGGCUGAAGGCUACGAUCCUCAGGUGGUGGUGAGGGAACUGGAGGAAAUCCUCUUCACACCCUCCUCUCUGGAAGCUCUGACCUGUGAUGGGAAUUUUGAUGAGGUUGCACACAUACUCAAUGUCUCAGAGAAGAGUCGCCCCCUGUUGACCUCAUAUCAAAACAUAGUGUGUAAUGGGAGCAAACAGUUAAAAUUGGAGCGAUUUAAGGAACUGUCAGGAGAACUAAAAGAACAGGUGGAUGUCCACAAAACUGUCAGCAGACUCAAACUGGAUGAGUUGAAUACCACAGCAACCCAACUUCAUCUUCGCUCUCUACUGGAGGACGUGUUGGAAGUGGAGAAGAUCCUGAAGGAUGUGGAUAUCCUUUCUGCUCUGGCUAAGUUGUUGCCUAAGGGAGCCUGCACCAGCAAAACGCCUCCAUCAUCCAACAAUGCCACAAGCUGGAACAUCAACUCUACCCUCAGUUCCAACUCCUCUACUGAAGGAGAGGAACUCGGAAGUCAGGAGGAAGAGGGGGGUGAAGAAAACCCUCACAGUCAAUUUUCAGCUUUUGUACAGCUUUGGGCAGGACUACAACCCAUCCUCUGUGGUAUUAACCGGACCAUUGAACCUGAGGCCUUCAAGCAGGGCAACAUGAGCUCUUUAGGAUUCACAAGCAAAGAACAGAGAAACCUGGGUUUACUUGUACAUCUUAUGACCAGCAACCCUAAAAUCCUCUACUCUCCUGUGGGAACUGAAGUGGACAAGGUUAUUAGAAAGCAACAAUUGUGUACCUGGAUGAACAGCCUCAAUGUACCAGGUCAGGAUUCCAUACACCACAGCAUCUAUAACCAACAUCAUCAUGGACAACAUGAGAUUAAAGUCAUCUCCUUCCACCGGGGACUGGCUGAGCGUGCGCCACUGGAUCCCGACACCAGCCACCUCGUACAGAGCAAAGAAACUGUAAAGAAGGAAAAACGUAGCAUUAGAAUUCAUAUCACUGGGAUCAUCUGCCAAGUGCAUGGACUGGCAAUCAUGGCAUCAAAGCCAUUUGUUGGAGUCAUUACCAACAGACAGAUGUUUGUAAUUGAGCACAUGAUGCCACUUUGCAUGGUGAUCUCAUGGGUGUAUUCUGUGGCUAUGAUGAUUCAGCACAUUGUGGCCGAGAAGGAGCAUCGCUUAAAGGGAGGUUAUGAAGAUGAUGGGCCUGAACAACGCUGUACACUGGGUGGGCCUGGUUUAUCACUGGGUUGUCCAACUCUCGAUCUCCGCUUCCUGGUGUCAGUUCUCUACUCCAAAGCAAAGUUGGCAUCUGCAUGUGGCGGAAUCAUCUACUUCCUGAGCUAUGUGCCCUAUAUGUAUGUGGCAAUCAGAGAGGAAGUGGCUCACGAUAAGAUCACUGCCUUUGAGAAGUGCAUAGCUUCACUUAUGUCUACAACAGCCUUUGGUCUUGGCUCAAAGUACUUUGCUCUGUACGAGGUGGCUGGUGUCGGGAUCCAGUGGCGCACGCUCAGCCAGUCCCGUGAAGGAGAUGACUUUAAUCUCAUGUUGUCCAUGAUGAUGUUGGUUAUAGAUGCUGUGGUGUAUGGAAUCCUGACCUGGUACAUUGAGGCUGUUCAUCCAGGGAUGUAUGGUCUUCCCCGACCCUGGUACUUUCCCUUGCAGAAAUCCUAUUGGUUGGGCAGCGGACGCAUAGAAACCUGGGAAUGGUCCUGGCCUUGGUCUCGCCCUGCCCGUCUGAGCAUCAUGGAAGAAGAUCAAGCUUGCGCCAUGGAAAGUCGCCGUAUGGAGGAAACGCGAGGAAUAGAGGAGGAGCCCAGCCACUUACCGCUAGUUGUGUGCAUUGACAAACUCACCAAAAUCUACAAGACCGGGAAAAAGCUGGCACUCAACAAACUAAGUCUUAAUCUGCACGAGAACCAAGUUGUUUCCUUCUUGGGUCAUAAUGGAGCUGGCAAAACUACUACAAUGUCUAUUCUAACUGGCCUCUUCCCCCCAACCUCUGGAUCUGCCACUAUUUACGGGUAUGACAUCCGUACGGAGAUGAACGAAAUCAGGAAGAGCAUGGGGAUGUGUCCACAGCACAAUGUACUCUUCGACAAGCUGACUGUAGAGGAGCAUCUGUGGUUCUAUUCCAGACUUAAAGGGAUGGCUGAAGACGAGAUACGCAGAGAGAUGGACAAGAUGAUUGAAGACUUGGAGCUUUCAAACAAGCGGCUAUCGUUAGUACAGACUCUGUCAGGUGGUAUGAAGAGGAAGCUGUCUGUGGCUAUUGCAUUUGUGGGGGGAUCUCGAGCAGUUAUUCUUGAUGAGCCAACAGCCGGUGUAGAUCCUUAUGCAAGAAGGGCAAUAUGGGACCUGAUCCUAAAGUACAAGCAAGGCCGUACAAUUCUUCUCUCCACACAUCACAUGGAUGAGGCAGAUCUGCUUGGAGACCGUAUUGCUAUCAUUUCCCAUGGAAAACUGAAGUGUUGUGGAUCUCCGCUCUUCUUAAAGAGCACCUAUGGUGAUGGUUACAAACUAACGGUUGUGAAGAAACAAAACGCCUCAGAUACUGGUCACAAUCACAACUUUGGUGUCAGCCUCUGCACAGAGCCGAGAGUUACCCAAUUCAUUAAGAAAUUUGUGGCCUCCUGCCUACUGGUCUCUGACACAAACACUGAGCUGUCUUACAUCCUCCCCAGCGAAUCGGUCAGGAAGGGCUGCUUUGAGCGUCUUUUCCAGCACUUGGACCAAAGCCUGAAGGAGUUGGAGCUCACAAGCUUUGGACUGAUGGACACAACCCUUGAAGAGGUUUUCCUGAAGGUGUCAGAAGAAGACCAUUCUCUAGAGAACAGUGAUGCAGAUAUGAAAGAAUCUAAGAAAGAGACUUUAAGGCCUCUGAUACAACCAGAUACGGGUACAGAAAAUGCACAGCUUUUGGAUGCGCUGGACAAACCAGAGGUGGAACUCAAUCAUUUUGUUUCUGGAAUGCGGCCCAGCCAAUCACCAUGCUCCCAGUCCCUGCGCUCAGGGUCGUCUUCCUCGGUUGGCUCUGUUCGUGGAGAAGAAGGUGGCGCUUAUGCUGAGUUCUAUGGGGAUUACUCCCCCUUGUUUGAUAAUUCUCAAGAUGCGGAGAACUUGAGUCUGCAUGAUCCUGAAGUUGAGGACAAAGUUCUGGAUGGUCAAGGAAGCUUCAAACUGGAAGGAUCUUGGCUCAAGCUGAGGCAGUUUCAUGGACUAAUCAUCAAACGUUUUCACUGUGCCAAGAGGAACACCAAGGCCCUUUUCUCUCAGAUCCUGCUACCAGCAUUCUUUGUUUGUGUUGCCAUGACAGUAGCAUUGUCAGUUCCUGAAAUUGGUGACCUGCCCCCUCUCAUACUCUCACCAUCUCAGUACCACAACUAUACUCAGCCUAAGGGUAACUUUGUCCCCUACGCCAACGAGGAGCGUCCUGAGUUCAGGAUCAAGAAGACAUUAGAUGCUAGUCCUCAAAUGCUUGCUCAUACCUUUUACAUGCCAUCGGGCAUUGGCGCAACAUGUGUACUAAAGACGGCAUUUAACAGCACCCUGGAUCAACUGGUUCAGUCUCUUAACCUGAAUAGCAAUGAAUCCAAAAUGUUGGCUGCCCAGUACUUUGAUGCUAUGUGUGUGGAUUCCUUCACCCAAGGCCUUCCACUGUCUAAUUUUGUGCCACCUCCACCUUCCCCUGCCCCUUCUGAUUAUCCAUCUGAUGAUGAUCUUGGCCAUCUAUGGAAUGCCACCACUUACCCACCAGUUCCAGCCCAGGCAGAGGCAGUCACCACUACUCCAUCUCUUCCCCAUCGCAUCCAUGAGCCAGUGCGAUGUACGUGCUCCAUGCAAGGGACAGGCUUUUCUUGCCCAAGUGGUGUUGGAGGCCAUCCACCCCAGAUGAAAGUGGUAACUGGAGACAUCAUGGUGGACAUCAGUGGACGUAAUGUCUCAGAGUAUUUGCUGUAUACUUCUGACCGCUUCCGGCUGCAUAGAUAUGGAGCGCUCACAUUUGGUAACGUCCUGAAAAGCAUCCCAGCAUCCUUUGGUGUAAAAGCUCCGCCCGUGUUGAGGAAGAUAGCAGUCAGGCAUACUGCACAGGCAUUUUAUAACAACAAAGGAUACCACAGCAUGCCCACUUAUCUCAAUGCGUUAAACAAUGCCAUCCUGCGAGCCAACCUGCCCACCAAGACCCGUGGAAAUCCUGCAGCAUAUGGUAUUACUGUCACCAACCACCCAAUGAACAAGACAAGUGCCAGCCUCUCCCUUGACUAUCUGUUACAAGGCACAGAUGUGGUUAUUGCCAUCUUUAUCAUUGUUGCAAUGUCCUUCGUCCCUGCAAGUUUUGUGGUGUUCUUAGUGGCAGAAAAAUCUACCAAAGCUAAACAUUUGCAGUUUGUCAGCGGCUGUAAUCCUGUAAUCUACUGGCUUGCUAACUACGUGUGGGAUAUGCUGAAUUACCUGGUCCCUGCAACCUGCUGCAUCAUCAUCCUGUUUGUGUUUGACCUUCCUGCUUAUACAUCACCGACCAACUUCCCCGCCGUCCUGUCGCUCUUCCUCCUCUACGGCUGGUCAAUCACACCGAUUAUGUACCCAGCGUCCUUUUGGUUUGAGGUGCCCAGUACAGCCUACGUGUUCCUCAUUGUUAUCAACCUCUUCAUCGGCAUCACAGCCACUGUGGCUACUUUUCUUUUGCAGCUCUUUGAACACGACAAGGACCUUAAGGUGGUGAACAGUUACCUGAAAAGUUGCUUCCUUAUCUUCCCCAACUACAACUUGGGUCACGGUCUGAUGGAAAUGGCAUACAAUGAAUACAUUAACGAAUACUACGCUAAGAUAGGUCAGUUUGAUAAGAUGAAGUCUCCAUUCGAGUGGGAUAUAGUCACACGUGGUCUGGUUGCCAUGACAAUAGAAGGAUUUGUUGGUUUUUUCAUCACCAUAAUGUGCCAGUAUAACUUCUACCGCAAACCACAGCGACUUCCAAUUUCCAACAAACCGAUAGAGGAUGACGACAUAGAUGUGGCAAAUGAAAGACAGAGGGUUUUACGAGGAGGUGCUGAUAAUGAUAUGCUGAAGAUUGAUAAUUUAACCAAGGUGUACAAAUCUCGCAAGAUGGGUCGUAUCUUGGCUGUGGAUCGUCUGUGUGCUGGAGUCCGACCAGGAGAAUGUUUUGGGCUUCUGGGUGUGAAUGGAGCUGGGAAAACGACCACCUUUAAAAUGCUAACUGGGGAUGAAAGCACCACGGGAGGAGAAGCGUUCAUCAACGGCCACAGCAUCUUGAAGGAGCUCCUCCAAGUCCAGCAGAGUCUUGGCUACUGUCCCCAGUUCGAUGCUCUGUUUGAUGAGCUGACGGCGCAGGAGCACCUUGAACUGUACACUCGCCUGCGAGGGAUUCCGUGGAAGGAUGAGGAGAGGGUUGUGAAAUGGGCACUAGAGAAGCUGGAACUCACAAAAUAUGCUGACAAACCAGCAGGGACUUACAGUGGUGGCAAUAAAAGGAAGCUGUCAACGGCUAUCGCUCUUAUUGGCUACCCCUCCUUCAUCUUCCUGGAUGAACCCACAACGGGGAUGGAUCCUAAAGCAAGACGUUUCCUAUGGAACCUUAUUCUUGAUGUCAUUAAGACUGGACGAUCUGUUGUUCUGACAUCACAUAGCAUGGAGGAAUGUGAAGCGCUUUGUACAAGGCUUGCUAUUAUGGUAAAUGGGCGCCUCAAAUGUCUGGGCAGCAUUCAACAUUUAAAGAACAGGUUUGGUGAUGGCUACAUGAUUACCGUGAGGACAAAAUCAGGUGUCAAUGUGAAGGAAGUUGUGCGGUUCUUCAACAGGAACUUUCCAGAAGCCGUACUCAAAGAGAAGCACCACACCAAGGUACAGUACCAGCUGAAGUCCGAGCAGGUGUCCUUAGCUCAGGUGUUCAGUAAAAUGGAGCAGGUGGUGGAUGUGCUCGGAAUAGAAGACUAUUCAGUCAGUCAGACAACUCUGGAUAAUGUUUUCGUGAACUUUGCAAAGAAACAAAGCGAUAACCUAGAGCAACAAGAAGCCACCCCUGUGUCAGUUGUACCAUCACCACUAGAAAGAGUGUGGAGUCUAUUCAGACCUGCCACAACACCUACUGAGCUCCGGGCUCUGGUUGUGGAGGAGCCGGAGGAUCUCGAAACUGACGAUGAAGGACUAAUUAGCUUUGAAGAGGAAAGGGCACAAUUAUCCUUCAACACAGACACACUCUGCUAAGGAGAAAAUGCCAACAUCUUCUGGGGAAGUCAGAACCCUCCUAGUUCUGUUCUUCAACUUGUCUUCAAGCAGCAGCCACCAAACCAGAGCUGGAGAUCAUCAGCACUGCCCAUUUCUACAACUCACUCUGGUCUCCAAGAAUGAGCUUGAGGUUCAUGGAUAAAGAUCAUGCACUUAGUGACUAGACAGCUGUGUGUAUGCUACCCCCUAGUGGUGGGGGGUGUAGACUACAGCUUUUGUAAUGUACUGGAGAGUAGAAAUGGUUGUGCAAACUUCAGCCUUCUGCCCUAAGAGCAGAUCUGAGCACUGCUUUACAAAAUAUGUUGGGCUACUUCUGCCUGGUUCUUGGCCUACUUCUGCCUGGUUCUUGGCUAGAGGAUAUUCAUGGUUUAUGGUCUACAAUUGGCUUCAGACUGGAUGUUCCUCGCUAGCUGGUGCUACCACUGAUCGAUGGACUUCUGAAUGACUUUUGGACUUUCUGUGACUUUUUGAGGGAGAACAGUGAAGGAAUCCUUAAGAGCUACAACAUUAUCCAUUUUACAAGCCGAGGGCUCAUGUCCGCUGCAUCUUUUGACCUGACCUCACCAUUUUUGUUUUUCCCCUCCUGUGCAGCAGACAUAACCGUGGUGCUUUGUGGGCAUUAUAUAGUCUUUUCUUUGUAGUUCUUUGCUAUUUUCUGUGCUGUCCCCUCGUCUCUAUGUGCAAUAUAUGACGUGCCAUCCAGUGUAUGACUCACACCUGCGGAGUGUACUCGGAACCAGCAGUAACCCUUAUGGGCAUUUUAGGAUCUGCACUGCCAAAAAAUAAUGGAAAAUGUAUGUGUAUAUAUUGCUUUAUUUUGUGUUUCUUUUUUGUUUCUGUUUUUUUUUGUUUUUGAAAUUGCAAAUGAAAUGACCAAAUAUGUGCACUUUA
Molecule: messenger RNA, 8285 nt
Organism: Bombina bombina (fire-bellied toad)
Lineage: Eukaryota; Metazoa; Chordata; Amphibia; Anura; Bombinatoridae
Gene: ABCA2
Product: ATP binding cassette subfamily A member 2
Biological process (GO): lipid transport; transmembrane transport
Cellular component (GO): membrane; intracellular membrane-bounded organelle
Molecular function (GO): ATP binding; ATP hydrolysis activity; ABC-type transporter activity
Source: RefSeq, a predicted model, not a curated record